Photinus pyralis (common eastern firefly) is the source of this 2213-nucleotide messenger RNA. Its product is annotated as rab GTPase-binding effector protein 1-like. Gene Ontology annotation, cellular component: intracellular membrane-bounded organelle. Bases 226 to 2115 code for a protein of 629 amino acids. The record is from RefSeq and is a predicted model, not a curated record. Gene Ontology annotation, molecular function: metal ion binding; GTPase activator activity; growth factor activity. NCBI's taxonomy places the organism in Eukaryota, Metazoa, Arthropoda, Insecta, Coleoptera, Lampyridae. The transcript has 12 exons. Gene Ontology annotation, biological process: endocytosis.
AAUAGAAAUGUCCAACUCCGUUACUCCGCGCACGAGCACACUGCAUAAACAAUUUUGCGCAUCCUGCGAUGUAGUUACGCACCCUGUAUAUAAUAAAGUGUCUUUUUUUUGUUUUCUCCAAAGCUGAAAUUGGGGAGAAACAGCAGGAGACAGGGCAGAUGCCCUGUUUUUACAUUUGUGCAUAAAAACGAUUAGUGACUAAAUUUUUUAGUUGAGCACCAUAAUAUGGAAAAUUGUGACCCAAAAGCCGAUUCUUCAGAGGCUCUGCACAGUAAAGUUGUUAAGCUCGAGACGGAUAAUAAGAUGUUGCGCGAGGAGUUCGACAUUCAACGUGCCAAACUAAAGGACUUGUUUCUUCAGAAAGAAGGUGAAUUAGAGCGGAAAAGCAAAGACUAUGAGAGUUUGAGUCAGGAAUGUGAUAAAGUAAAAUUGGAGUUGGAAGAUGUAAAAAGUCAGCUGCUUGUUACCGGUAUUACAUUAAAGAGUAGUACUGACAUGGAGGAGCGUAAGAUGGAAGAAAUAGCAUCUCUUCAACAGUUAGUGCAUGAAACUAUCGAAGAGUCUAGUAACUGCAAGACAAUUUACGCCAUGGAGCUUAAGAAACUACACGACAUUAUACGACGACUAGAAAGUGAAAAUGGGGAGCGUAAAGCUGGAAGGCAGCAGUCCCCUCAACGUACCAUUCAGGAACCGUCAAGUUUAGUCCCUAGUUUAAUGUUAAAUGCAGUUACUAAAACCUUGGCUAGAAAACUCGGUGCGGAUACUUUUAAUUCACAGGAUACUGUUGAGGAGAAUAUGUGCAAGGUACACGGUGAUGAUCAUGCACAGGAAGAUGUCGAAGUAUUGCGAUCUCUUCUUGUUCCUUUGGAAGAAGAAAUUAAAGCCCUCAAAGAUAAGCUGCGCAGUGCGGACGAUCUACUUCAAAAAUGUCAAUGUAAACAUACCGGAGUUGAGACCUCCGCAAAUCCCAGUUUACACGCAACUGCCACAAACACCUCGUUUGAGGGGCGUCACACAGCCAUCGCGCAAUGCGACAUGUGCAGUAAUUACGAAACCGAACUAGUUAAAGAACAAAAGCAUACCGAAGACAUAAAGCUUAAAUUGCUAAGGGCCGAAAAGGCGGUGGACAGGCAUCGGGAGGAGCUAUUAAAAGAGAUAGGUUUUCGAGAGGAAAUUGAGGAGAAAUGGAACGAAAAAAAAGAACAACAUAAACUUCAAGUCGCAGAGUUAACUACCAGAACUGAUUGUGCCGAACAGGAUCUAAAGGAACUGCAAGAUGUGUUUAAACACACUAUGGUCGAGGUUAGACAACAAUUAACAGUGAUUACUAACGAGAGGGAAAAAGUUCAGCAUGAACUAGAAAAAUUACAAAGGGAAAAUGAGGAUCUUGUGGGAAAGUACAGCGUUCACUCCCAACAAUUACAAAGCGAAGCGAUUAAUUUGCCCAAUGUUGUAGAGGAUUUACAAGAACUGAUUCUCAGAGGGCAUCAAGAGUUAAUCAUCGCAAAAAUUGCAAAAGAAGUUGUCGAGGAGGAAGUCGACAUUUUGAGAUCUGAUAAUUUACUUUUGAAAGAUGAAAUUACCAUGUUAAAAGACCAAACUGAGCAAUUGGAAGCGGAAAAGCAGAGGUUACUGUCCACACAGGAUAAAUUAAAAUCACUAGACAAAAUUCAUCAAGCAACUCUGGCACAAAUUGAUGAACUAUCCGGCGAAAAGAAUCUAUUGGAAGAUCAGAACAACGAACUAAAAUCGAGAGUUGCAUCGUUGCAGCAGGAAUUGGACAACAGUGAAACUGUGCAAAAGGAUUUCGUUCGUCUCUCUCAAAGCCUCCAGGUUCAGUUAGAGAAGAUUCGAGAUGCGGACACCCAAGUUCGGUGGCAGCACGAGGAAGAUGUGGAGGACUGUCCGUCUUGUCGAUCAAUGUUUAAUGUGACUAAACGAAAAAAACAGCAUUGCAGACAUUGCGGGCAGAUAUUUUGUUUACCUUGUUUAAAUCAUACUGUUUGUAGUGGUCCUAAUCAAAGACCGUCGAAAGUUUGUGAUGUGUGUCAUACACUGCUAGUUAAAUCAUCGGCUCCAUAUUUUAGUACAGAAGUUCCUCAUUCUCCCGAUUAAAGUCCAUUGCGUUAUUAAUUACAAAUGAGUAUGUAUUUGUUAUAAAAAUAUCUAGUUGACGUUUUAUUUUGUGCAAUAAAUGAAUUUGUUCGCCAGUA